Molecule: messenger RNA, 612 nt
Organism: Paramecium primaurelia
Lineage: Eukaryota; Ciliophora; Oligohymenophorea; Peniculida; Parameciidae
Source: the annotation of a GenBank genome assembly
AUGAAAUAAGCUUUAAUUUUCAAACAUGAAUCCCCACAUGUCAAAGCUGAUUUCCAUGAGAAUGAUACUAAAGACCCUAUCAAGAUUCUUCAAUCAAUUUAUGAUCAAUAUGAUGCUUAGUUUGUAGAAGAGAUUAUACUUGAAGAACUUGAAAUACCUGAAAUUACACCUGAAUUGAGAGAUAAACUUUAAGAGUUUCCAAAUGUUCAUAGUUUUGGCAUUAAUAGAUGUGGAUUAUAAAGUUUAACAAAUUUUCCAUCUUUUAAACAUUUAGUUAGAUUUCAGGCAGAUGGUAAUCUUAUUAAAGCAAAAUAAAUUGGAUAUUUAAAGAAAUAUACAGAAUUGCGAUCUAUUUCUUUGAUUUGUAAUUAGAUUGAUGAUCCAAAAAUAAUGAUCAAAUAUUUAAAGGAAAUGAAAAUUACUUAACUUAAUUUAUAUGGGAAUCCAAUGCAAGAUUAUUUUAAAUUAUUCUUUGAUGAAAUACCUUCUUUGAUUUACUUGGAUAAUCUCUAAAAAACAGGUGCAGAAGUUUAUUAUGAUUAUGAUGACACAAAUGAAUUGAGUAAAUAGGAUGGUUAUAUCUGUCCCAAUUAUAAGGAAUACAAAAGUUGA